This is a messenger RNA of Epinephelus fuscoguttatus (brown-marbled grouper), 4920 nucleotides long. It is a transcript of the gene ppm1h, whose product is annotated as protein phosphatase, Mg2+/Mn2+ dependent, 1H. The transcript has 10 exons. Gene Ontology annotation, biological process: protein dephosphorylation. The record is from RefSeq and is a predicted model, not a curated record. The coding region runs from base 146 to 1690 and encodes 514 amino acids. Gene Ontology annotation, molecular function: protein serine/threonine phosphatase activity. Lineage: Eukaryota; Metazoa; Chordata; Actinopteri; Perciformes; Serranidae.
GAGCUGCUGGGCUGAAUGAGUGUUCACGGCCGCUCUGUGUCUACACCUUUCACGCCGCGGAACUGCGUCGCCGUGCGGGGAGGAUCUGUCGGGCGGGGGGAAGCUCACGCAAUCGCAUCGCCUGGACCCACGCUGCAGCAGGACCAUGCUCACGCGGGUGAAAUCGGCGGUGGCCAAUUUUAUGGGAGGUAUGAUGGCCGGUGGCUCCAACGGUGACCAUCCCGGUGGCUCGGAUCUGCCGCUGAAAUACCCGUACAGCAGACCGGAGUUCCUGGGACUGUCUCCGGACGAGAUAGAGUGCUCGGCGGAUCACAUUGCGAGACCGAUCCUCAUCCUGAAGGAGACCAAGCGGCUGCCGUGGUCCACCGGCUACGCAGAGGUAAUCAACGCAGGAAAGAGCACACUAAAUGAGGACCAGGCCUGCUGUGAGGUGCUGGUGGUCAAGAGGAGACCUGCAGGAAGCUCCACGCCAAACCGGACCCCCAUGGCCCGCAGGAGGUCAUCCUUGCCCAACGGAGAGGGUUUGGGCCUCCGGGAGUGCUUGGACAGCUCUGAAGACCUAACCCUGCACUACUGGGCGUUGUUCGAUGGCCACGCCGGCUCUGGGGCGGCUGUAGUGGCUUCCCGCCUUCUACAUCACCACAUCGCCCUGCACCUUCAGGAGGUGACGGAGAUCAUCUGCACACCAAACCUGCUGCCCCCAACAUGCCUCGGGGAGGAGCCUAUCAAUCACCACCUCACCCCGACAUCCCAACGCGCCCUCACCAGGGCCGCCUCGCUCCGCGGCGCUGCAGGGGCUCCGGGCUCACCCAGCACCCCGCCCACGCGCUUCUUUACUGAGAAGAAAGUUUCACACGAGAGCCUGGUGGUCGGAGCCAUCGAGAAUGCUUUCAAAGACAUGGAUGUGCAGAUAGAGAAGGAGAAGGCAGUCUACAACAUCUCAGGUGGCUGCACUGCUCUUGUGGUUGUCUACCUGCUUGGGAAGCUCUACGUUGGCAACGCUGGGGACAGCAGAGCUAUCAUUAUCCGGGCCGGGGAAGUCAUCCCCAUGUCAGCGGAGUUCACGCCGGAGUCAGAGAGACAGCGACUGCAGUUCCUGGCCUACAUGCAGCCCCACUUAUUAGGGAAUGAGUUCACACAUCUGGAAUUCCCAAGGAGAGUCCAGAGAAAGGAAGUGGGGAAGAGGAUGCUGUACCGUGACUUCACCAUGUCGGGAUGGGCGUAUAAAACCAUCGAGGAUGAUGACCUAAAGUUUCCCCUGAUCUACGGCGAAGGAAAGAAGGCUCGUGUGUUGGCGACCAUCGGGGUCACCAGAGGUCUCGGGGACCACAAUCUCAAAGUGCACGACUCGAACAUCUACAUUAAGCCCUUCCUGUCCUGCUGCCCAGAGGUCAAAGUUUAUCCUUUGGCGCAGUAUGAACACGGAGCCGAUGAUGUUCUGGUGCUGGGAACCGACGGUCUGUGGGACGUCCUCUCGAACCAGGAAGUAGCUGAAGCAGUCACCUGUUUCCUGGCAAACUGCGACCCCGACGACCAGCACAGGUACACAAUGGCAGCUCAAGACCUGGUAAUGAGAGCACGAGGGGUGCUGAAGGAUCGAGGCUGGAGGAUAUCGAAUGACAGAUUAGGCUCUGGAGAUGACAUCUCCGUCUACAUCAUUCCUCUCAUGUACGGCAACAAGCAGAACUAACCGAGCUACGAAAACUGCAACCACCACCGAAACGUAACCCUGCCUUGACUCCCAUGGUUCCCCUCUUCCCUUGUGCUCUUUUUAAAGUGCUUUAGUGUGGACCUCCUCCUCUGCUGAGGGAUCCAAGAUGUCUCCGGUCAGAAAUAGAGUUUCUGUCCAAGCUGUUUCUCCCCUUGAUCAUUCUCAAUUAGGAUGAUCUCUUUUUGUCUGAUCCUUUUUUUAUAGAAAAGAAACAUGAAAAAAGCUGUUGAAGAGUUGAACUACUGAUUUUUUUUUUUAAUCUUACAGAAGCCAUCAUGAACCUUGUUGUGGGGCAACGCCUGGGGUUGAGAGCAUAGACUCUUGUGGAUGAGAUGGUGAUGUGCAUCUCAGGAUUGCAGUUACUAACUAAUGCACAAUAUUUAUAAAUGUGAAAAUGUAAAUACUCCAAGGCGUAAGACAUUUGAUAAGUGUUUGAUCGAACACCUGUACAGUGUAAAACUAACCUGAAGACUGAUGUCCUACAUAUAAGAAUCAUACCUCCUCUGUUCCAUGUAGAGCUUAUAAAUUAGCCACGUGCAAUUUUUUUAGUCCGUCGUCUGAAGGAAAACUCCCAAGCCUUCUCUGGACAGUACGUCAGCUGGUUCUCCUGAUGCUGCAGUUGCUAUUUUUAUUCAUUUGCACACCUUGCAUCGCAAUACUGUACUUACUGUUAGAGGAGACUGAUUCCUUUGAAAGGUAAACACAUUUAUAAGAAGACACUAACAGGAGGAGUUCCAUUCAACAUUUUGAUGUCAGCUACACAUGACCCUGCUCUCACCAUAGUAUUAAAUCAUUCAGAUUUAAAAGUUACAGUGUGUAGGAUUUGGGGAGAUCGAUUUGCAGAUUGGGCAGCACAGUGGUGCAGUGGUUAGCAGUGUCGCCUCACAUCAAGAGGGUUCCUGGUAUGGACCUGGGGGGGUGUCUGUGCAGAGAUUGCAUGUUCUCCCUGUGUCAGCGUCGGUCUUCUGGGUACACUGGCUUCCUCCUCCAGUCCAAAUUGGUGACUCUAAAUUGGCCGUAGGUGAAUGGUUGUCAGUGUCUGUGUGUCAGCCCUGUGAAAGUCUGGUGACCUGUCCAGGGUGUACCCAGCCUGUCGCCCAAUGUCAGCUGGAAAAGGCUCCUGUCCCCCUGCGACCACCAACAGGAUAAGCGGUUACAGAAAAUGAAUGAAUGAAAUGAAUGAGGACUGGAAGAAAUGGAAUAUAAUAUAUAACCUGAAAAUAAGAAUCAUUGUGUUUUUGUGACCUACGAUGAGCCAUUUCUGUCUAGACUGGGAGCGGGUUCUUGUCUAUGGAGAUUGCCAUGUUGCACGGCUAUGUUUCUGCAGUAGCCAAGAACUGACAAAGACAAACACUGGCUUUAAAUUGGGCCAUUCACGUUUGUACGUCGGCCACUGUAGUUAGCGUCUCCUUGGCAAUGAGCCAAACGGCAUCAGAAAUACAGAUUUUUAACGUGCAACUGCUCUAUUCAGUGUCUUUACUGAUUUCAAUCACCUGGGGUCUUACUUAUAUGCAUUUCGUACGCACAAAACAAGACCUGAAAGAGGCGUACGCCAUUUCCCACGCAAAAGCUGUCAUCUAUGAAAACAGACUUGAUGGGAGAAACUUUGACUCACACUUACGAACAUUCUGGAGACAUGAAAUUGGUGACGCAGAUGGUAAGGUGAAAACCUGAUUGUAGAAAUUGUCAAAUAUUUUUUGGCGCACGCCAUUUUUGGCUUUUGUCUGUGCGUACAUUUCUAUAAUGGAUCAUACGCACUGUUUUAUAAAUGAGACCCCUGGUCUGUUUGUUUCGGUGAGGAAGAGACUAGGGGUGUAACGAUACAUCGAUCCACAUCGAUUCAUUGAUUAACGAUCCGAUUAUAUCGAUGCAAAAUGAAAACAUCGAUCCAUAUCGUCAUCUUAAAGAUAAACAUUUAUUUUGAAAUUCACAUGACACAUCUGUGUCAACAUUUCUGGGCAAGCGCGCCUCCACUCAAACAACAAACAGAGCUCAGAAAUAAAAUGGUCAAAUCAUAUUCAAGUUGUUUUUGUGAGUUGAUGUAAAUGAUUGUGUUAGAUGGGCAUAUGAUAUCGCGUCAUAUCGAUCGCAGGCUCCUGAAUCGAAUUAAAUCAAAAUCGUAUCGUGACAGACUUUGUGAUAUCGGCAAUCAUCGUAUCGACAUCCAAACAAAUCGAUAUAAUAUCGUAUCGUGAUGAAGCUGGUGAUUUACACCCCUAGAAGAGACCCCUGCGGAUAAUUCAACUCUCGCUAAAAACCUCCUGAACCGUGAAGAAAUCCUAAACGGCAAUUCAAGCGUUGCACGUGACAUGGAAGAAGUUUCAGCUGGUUGUAAUCUGCGGUACUCACCACUAGAUGCCACUAAAUCCUACACACUGCUCCGUAACGAAGGAAAAACAAAAAAAGUCUUGCACUAAUUCACCGUCAGCCAUCUACCUCAUAAUUUUCUUCCUGUUAUUGUAUUACUCAUAGCACAUGUUGUCAUCGUCCUCUUUGAGCGGCUGUUUGCGUGCUCCAUCAGGUGCGUCAUCGGUCGCUUCCUGUGCCAUUAUUCAGUUACGUUGUCAUGAUUUGCUCUUGUACCUGAAAGAUUUCUUAAUCUGUUUUCAGAAAAGCACUGAAGGGGAAAAAAGCCUCACAGGGAACUGAGUGUUGGGUAGCGUUGUACGAAAUAUAUAUUUUUUAUAUAUGUUAGCUGAAAACCCCUUUGUCUCACACUCAUGUUUACUUCCUGUCAGUAUCAGCUGGAUAUCGUCCCUAUUUAGGUAAACCCAUCCUGAUGAAUAGCAGGUGCCUCUAACACAUAGCAUUGCUGUUUUUAAUGUCACAUAUAAUGAAGUAUAAAUAAGACUACCACUGCAGACAACAUUUACCGUAUGUCUCUACAAUCAAUAUUGUUCCCUGAUCGAUUUUAGUUUGUCUUGUUUAGUUGUAGUUUUUAGCUUCUACUAAUUGUGCUCAAAAAUCGUAUCUUAUCUGCUGUACGAGUGGCUGAAGCUGGUGAAACAUGGAACAGAGCAACUUAAUUUAAAUGUAAAAAUGUAAAUAAUGUUUUGAGUGGAUACGUCUUUCCUUUCUUUUACUGUAAGUGAUGUACAUCUUACUGAAACAAAAGACGUAAUUUGUACUGUUUUGGAAUCCAAGAAACAGUGUAAAAUGGUUUAAACGGUCACUUUUCUGCUCUAUUAAAAAUAAUAACCUUUUUUCCA